Messenger RNA from Phytophthora infestans T30-4, 988 nucleotides. RefSeq names its product 12-oxophytodienoate reductase, putative. Bases 29 to 988 code for a protein of 319 amino acids. Gene Ontology annotation, molecular function: FMN binding; oxidoreductase activity. The record is from RefSeq and is a predicted model, not a curated record. The transcript is spliced from 3 exons. NCBI's taxonomy places the organism in Eukaryota, Oomycota, Peronosporomycetes, Peronosporales, Peronosporaceae.
CACAAGCAAGUCAGCAUUCCUACUGACCAUGGUCUCUGCUACCAGCCCAAAGCUCUUCACCCCUUUCACGUUAGGCGGCAAGAAAGCCCCCGUUAAACUGAAACACCGUGUCGUCAUGGCACCUUUAACGCGGUUGCGCACUGGAGAGAGUGGCGUGCCUACUCCUCUAGUGGCUGAACACUACGCUCAACGAACCACAACCGGUGGAUUUCUCAUCGCCGAAGCCACCAGCACCAGUCCUGCGGCUCGCAACUACUUCGACGCUCCAGGACUCUUCACCCAGGCACAGGUUGACGGCUGGAAGGCUGUGACCAAGGCUGUACACGACAAAGAAGGCAAGAUCUUUGUCCAGCUUUGGCAUGCUGGGCGUCUGGGUCAUCCACUAAACCAACCUAACGGGGAGCUCCCAGUGUCGUCAAGUGCGACGAGCGUCGACGACAUUCACACCCAUGCUAUCACACGUGAAGGUCGCAAGGACUACGUGACUCCACGUGCCCUGAAAAUCGAGGAGAUCCCUGGUAUUGUUGCAGACUUUAAGCGCGCCGCGGAGAAUGCUAUUGGCAGUAUUGAGAACCGCGCCCGCAUCAUCUUUGAGGUGCUGGAAGCUGCUCUAUCUAGUCUUCCUUCGAGUCAGGUGGGGAUCCGUUUGUCUCCACUCGACGCCAUCCAAGCGUACGGAUACGUCGUGAACAAACUCAACGACUACGAUCUCGCCUACGUCCACGUGAUUGAACGUCGCGGUAUGCACGCGGCUAACGUGCAAGUACCGGAGGUUGGUGUCGCUCGCCACUUUCGUGACACCUACAAGGGCGUCCUGAUUACUUCUUCUAGUUUCGACCGUGAAGACGCGCUCAAGACGGUUGCAGAAGGCGCUGCUGACCUCGUGGCAUUCGGACGCGACUUCAUUGCGAACCCAGAUCUCGUCGAGCGUCUGCGCGUCGGUGCCGAGUUUAACGCGCAGAAUGUGAAACAUUCUACCCGCAACUAG